This is a messenger RNA of Microplitis mediator, 3340 nucleotides long. RefSeq names its product trithorax group protein osa-like. The record is from RefSeq and is a predicted model, not a curated record. Bases 954 to 1778 code for a protein of 274 amino acids. The transcript is spliced from 3 exons. Lineage: Eukaryota; Metazoa; Arthropoda; Insecta; Hymenoptera; Braconidae.
GAUGAAACAAAUAAAGUGUUUGAGCAUUUGUACAACAACAGUGUGCGGUUGUUGGUACCAGCGACCAGGUGACUGAAGCCACGAACUCAGACCCGAGUCACUGUCCAGCAACUAAAGAAAGGGAAAGCAACAUCAGCUACCGCACAUUUAACUCAGUCUACCAGACGCGGUUUCCGAUACAGUCAUACAUUUUAUCUUAUCCAGCUCAUCCUUCGCUAAAAAUGGUGAAUAAAUUAGACAGUUGACAAAGGACACGAAGCCUCUCCAUCAGCCUCGAUGACUUAACAGCCAUGAUAAAUAUAUUUAUUUAAAUCUGAAGAUAAUAAUAAUAAUAUUAAUAUUAAUUUAUAAUGUUAAAUCCAAUACUCGGUAUUUCACCAGUCUGGUGGUUAAUUAUUUACGCCGGGGUUUUGUUGCUAUUAUCACCAGUGGUACUUGUUUUGAUAAUAUUUUUACCAAAUUUUCCAUUACUACUGUUAAGACGAAUGUGUUACAUUCCAAUCGAGCCGAUAUAAAAUGCCAGAGCUCAAGACUCAAGGCCACUUGUUGCCGAUCUGUCAUCUGUAAGAAUUUUAUUUUCCUUUGCCAUUUAAAUAACAAUAAAUAAUAUAUACACAUAUAAAUGUAUAUAUUGACAAUAACAAUUAUCUUAAUGGAGUAUUUAUUUUAAAAUUAAUUAAGAAUAAGUUUAAUGACAUAAACAAAUGAUGACUGGUUCGAUCAAUCAGUCGCGAGUCCUGAGGUUUAUUUACGCGCAUUCACGUUGCAGUACUAGUUGUAAUAAUAAUAUAAUAAUGUCACACAUCAAGUACUUUCGCCAACUCGGUAUGUAAGUGGGAGUUUAUGUCUGGAGUGGUCUGGAGACCCUGGUUUCGAUCACGUAUAUACAAGGUACCAGGUCGAGAAUCCUGAUACUUGUUAUCUGCUGCUCACGGACUGGUGCUCAGCAUAAUAUGGAUUUAUUCUUACGUAUUUUAUUGCUGACAUGUUUGCUGUCAUUGAAAAUAUCAGCAGAACCAUCGCCAAAGUUGUUGAAGAAUCCAAAAGUUUACAAUGUCGUGGUGACAAGUGACCAGAAUCUCCAGCCAUCGCAAGCUUACCCAGUAGUUCAGCCGGUAGCUCAGAGUCAGGUCGUUGGAUACUACCCGCCUUAUUACGGUGGAUAUUACCCGUACCCAUAUGGAGCUUACGGACCCUAUGGGCCCUACGGGCCUUACGGUUACGGACCAUGGGGUCCUUACGGACCUUAUGACCCAGUGCCUCUGGUCCCAGGUGCGCCUUUUGAUCCCCGAAUGCCUUAUCCGAAUCCAAACCAGCCAGCAAAUCCACAGCCCGCUGACAACCCGAACACUGAAUCAGUCAGCAAAGAAAUGAAAGAAGUGUCUAUUAACUUCGGCAAGCAAACCGACGGUUCAAAAAACUCCGAAGUUGAUGACAUGUCUAAAGAAGAGAAGGACAAAGAUAAAGACCGCGUGCCUUUGACUUUCUACCCGAGUACACAGUCAUCAGUUUACUUCAAUCCAUACUACUACGGUCACAAUUUACCUCCUCAUGUACCACCACCUGGAACUUACUACUUAAAUUAUCAACCCGCAGGUCCGAUUCCGGUACCAGCAGCUCUUCUGCCUCAGCAGCCUCCCAGCACUCGCUUAGCUCCUCAAGAAAGCUCCGCUAAGCGACCGGCUAACAUCCAAGAAGCUAAAGAAACUAAACAAGAAACUCAAACUAAAAUUCCUGAUGUUCCGCCGCCUCCAGUGCCAACCAAAAAAAGUUUAUGAUUUUUAUUUUUACCAACCACUUAGUCACGUAAAGACACUUAAUAUUAAUAAUAAUAAUAAUAAUAAUAAUUAGUUCUACUUACUUACUGUUAGUUUUUAAAAAUUAUCUUUUUACCCACCGCAAAAACAACAAAAACAACAUUGUCAGCUUCUAGUUCUUUUAAUAAGAAUUUUCAUUACUCGUAACUCUUUGCUGUUUAUUCUUAAACAAAUUGACACCUUAUUUUUAUUUAUACUUUAAUUAUUUAAUAUUAAAACCAGGUCCCGACUUGAUGGAUUUUAAAACUGCCGUCUACUGAAUGCAAUUGUCCCUUCAAUCUACGACUCGAACAAAGAUUACAUUGCCACUAAUUGAUCUCCAUGGCCGCAGUCAUCGAGUGAAGAUAAAAAUAUAAAUUUAUUUUUGGAUACUCGUGUCCAGUAAAUGGUUUACUUCUGUUACUUUGUUUAUUUUAUUAAUUAAUUGAUUAAAUAUAAAAAGGCGGGAAACGAUUGCGUUCAAAGUUUGAGUUAUAAAUAAAUUUAUUUAAUGUCUGAGGAUUAUUUUUGGAAAUGCCUGUGGUGAAGAAGAAACAAUUGGCAUAGAAUCAUUUAAAUUAUUUUAUAUAUAAAUAUGUUUAUAUAUAUAAUUGUAUUAUUUGUCUGACGAUCUAUUGGUUGUCAAAAGUUUUAUGGCAACCUUGUUAAUUUUAUCCGCUAUUUUUAUUUUAUUCAAUUUACGCCAAUCGGCAGAAUACAUCAAAAAAAUUUACGGCUUUAAUUAAAAGCAAAACUUAAUUAAUUAUUAAUGGAUUCUCAGGCAAUGCCCCCCCCCCCACUUUCAUAUGUCGUAAAAUAUUGGGAGUGAACUCGGAAUGAUUACGGAUUUUAUUUAAAUCCAAAUUCACUCCGACCCGGAGUUUCAAUAUUAAAUUAAACUCCUCUUUGGAGUAAAUUUACUCCAAGGGGAUUAAAUAAAUAAACAGCCCUCCGGAUUUACUCCGCGUUCUCCGCUAAUUUUUUACAGUGAACACAGUAAACAAAUUGGAAGUGAUUUCGUAGUGAUUACGGAGUUUAUUUGAAUCCGCAUUCACUCCGACCCGGAGUUUCAAUAUUAAAUUAAACUCCUUUUCGGAGUAAAUUUACUCCAAGGGGAUUAAAUAAAUAAACAGCCCUCCGGAUUUACUCCGCGUUCUCCGCUAAUUUUUUACAGUGAACACAGUAAAAAAUUGCAAGUGAUUUCUUAGUGACUACGGAUUUUAUUUAAAUCCUCAUUUACUCCAUUACUCAGAGUUACGAAGUAAAAAAAAAUCACUCCGCAUACGGGGUAAAUAGGGAGUUUUUUUUAGGAGUGAAUUUCACUCCGGUCCAAAAUUAAACUUCCCUUCGGAGUGAAUUUUAGACCAAGAUUUACUCCGGAUUUACUCUGCUAAUUUUUUACUGUCAUGGUAUUAAAAUUUUUUUAAUAAAUUAAAAAAAAUUAAAGCACAGAUUGAAAAAAAGUACAAUUUCGCCGAGAUAGAUUUAAAAAAAAAUUACUUACAGUUGUUAUCAAUUAGGAGAUAAACGAAAUUAAUAAAUAA